Molecule: messenger RNA, 2220 nt
Organism: Diospyros lotus (date-plum)
Lineage: Eukaryota; Viridiplantae; Streptophyta; Magnoliopsida; Ericales; Ebenaceae
Exons: 5
Coding region: 98-2110 (670 amino acids)
Molecular function (GO): protein binding
Source: RefSeq, a predicted model, not a curated record
CCCUUCAGUUGACUGCACGUCGCCGCCUAUAAAUAGCACCACAGAAACUGUCCCUCCAAAGGCAUAUGCAAGCAAGCCAGAGCUAACUCUACUUACCAUGGGCUUUUCUAGUGAAGCUCAGAAGCUUCGUUUUGAUAGAGAAUUAUAUGAAGCUAUAGAGAAAGGAGACGAAGUGAAGGUGAUUGAACUCUGCAGAAAAGUUCCAGAAGGCCCACUCUAUCCAGUGACUAUACACAAAGACACCGUCAUACACAUGGCCACCUAUUCCAAGCAAGAAGGCUUAGUCGCAAGUUUACUCAAGGAGUUGCCGGAAACUCACUGGGGCCGCCAAAUGGCGACACAAAACGAUAUCGGAAACACCAUGCUCCACGAGGCAGCCACCACCAACAAAGCAAUCUCCGCUGCUGAGGAAAUGCUCCGCCUUGCCCCGGAGUUGCUGGAGACGCGCAACCAGCGUGGAGAGACCGCUAUCUUCCGCGCAGCCCGAUAUGGGAAGAUGAACAUAUUCCAGUUUCUUGAGGGCAAAGUGAAUAAACUCUUUGAGCGUGAGAUCAGUGAAGAAGAAGAGGAAGAAGAACUUCAGGAGGAGAGGCGUAAAGCCUUUUAUGUAAGGGAUGAUAAAACCACCAUUCUUCAAAUAUGCAUUCUCAGUGAGCAAUUCGAAUUAGCUUGGUAUAUUGCAAGAGGGUAUGAAUAUUUAAUCUGCAACAAAGACGACAAUGGCAUGACAGCUCUACAACUUCUUGCAUAUAAUCCAUCAGCAUUCGAAUAUGGAAGUAAACUGAGAUUCCUGGAGCGGAUCUUUAGUUCUUGCUUCUCAGAUGAAGUACCUGCUGCAACAAGUGAAGGUAAAUCGUGUUUUAGAGUUCCCCUGUGGGAAUCAAUAAAGGGACAAAGGCAGAGAUAUAAAUCAGCAGUGGAACUUGCCAAUUUAUUGAUUGAAAAAGAUACUUCUUGGAAGAAUACUGAAUCUGCAAUAGACCAGAGCAAGCCAAGGACUCAUAAAUUUAGAUCCGCCUCCCUUCCUCUCCAAGAACAGGGGGUAGCUCAGGGACAAACAGUCCCAACAACUCAAAUUAGCAAUCCAGAUGUAGCUGAAACCCCGUUAUUUCUGGCAGCCAAAUCAGGGAUUUUGGAGAUCGUUAAACAAAUACUAAAAAGGUUUCCACAAGCAAUAGAGCAUAUUGAUGAUGAAGGUAGAAAUAUAUUGCAUGUAGCCAUCAAGUAUCGCCAAAUGGAUGUCUUUGAUUUCGUUGAAGAAAUGGAAUUUCCAAUGAAGAGGCUUGUAAGGAAAAUUGAGAACCAAGGGAACUCUAUCCUCCACAUGGUUGGUAUCAAGGGAGAACAUGCUCAGAUGAAUCAAGAUAUGCGAAGUCCAGCCAUCACAUUGCGGGAAGACUUGCUAUUGUUUGAGCGUGUGAAGAAGACUUGCGCAACCCAUUUAACCAAGCACUUGAACAAUGAAGAGUACACUGCUGAACAACUAUUUGCUAAAACAAAUGCUGGCCUUUCUAAAGACGCCAAAGAAUGGCUCAAGCGCACUGCUGAAAAUUGUUCCAUUGUGGCAGUGCUAAUUGCUACUGUUGCCUUUGCUGCAGCCUACACAGUACCAGGAGGUCCAAACCAGAACACUGGCUACCCGCUUCUCCUUAACCAAUCAUUCUUUGCCAUGUUUACCAUAACAGACGUUCUUUCCCUUACUUUUGCUUUGACAUCAGUUAUCACAUUUCUUUCUAUUCUCACGUCACCCUUUCAACUAAAUGAUUUCAAGCGGUCUCUUCCUGACAAACUCAUGUUAGGAGUGACGUUGUUGAUACUUUCCGUGUCAAUGAUGAUGCUAUCAUUUGCAGCAACAGUGAUCUUGCUGAUACAGAAUAAGCAACAGUGGACAAGAAUUGCCUUAUACGCUGUAGCAUCCCUUCCAGUCUCUAUCUUUGCACUUUCAUACAUACCUCUAUACUUUGAACUCAUGAAGAGUUUCCUCUACACAAUCAAGAAAAUAGGAGAUGUGUUUCCUCGAUUUAAUUGGGGUUACAAAGAUCCUGUGGAGUCUCAAGCCAGUACUUCCACCCGAGGUUCUACAACUCAAACCACUUUUUCUACUGUUUGAAAGAAUAAAUUUACUCACUUUAGUACCUAUUUUGUAAUCAGCUCUUCAAUUAUCAAGAAGUGAGAUUUAUUAGUGCUUGCUAUGCUUACCAAAUUUUCUUUCAGCGUUAC